Messenger RNA from Mucor velutinosus, 1461 nucleotides. RefSeq lists its product as uncharacterized. Gene Ontology annotation, molecular function: protein binding; hydrolase activity. The transcript has 7 exons. NCBI's taxonomy places the organism in Eukaryota, Fungi, Mucoromycota, Mucoromycetes, Mucorales, Mucoraceae. The coding region runs from base 1 to 1461 and encodes 486 amino acids. The record is from RefSeq and is a predicted model, not a curated record.
AUGACUGUCAUCACUGAAGAACUCAAAGCAAGAGCUGAAGAAAUCAAAAAUGAAGCCAACGUCUGCUUCAAAGAAAAGCGAUUUCCUGCUGCUAUUGACAAAUACACAGAGGCCAUUGAAAUCAACUCAAAGGUAGCUUCCUACUACACAAAUCGUGCCUUCUGUCAUUUGAAGAUGGAGUCUUAUGGUUAUGCUAUUGCUGACUCAAACACUGCAUUGGAGAUUGAUCCCAACUUUACAAAGGCAAAUUAUCGUCGCGCUUCUGCCAAUAUGGCUCUAGGAAACUUUAAAGAGGCAUUGAAGGAUUUGAGAAUUGUGUCUAAGCGUGCGCCAGGUGACAAGGAUGCUAAAGCAAAGUUUGAUGAGUGUGCCAAGAUUGUGCGAAGAAUUGAAUUUGAAAAGGCCAUUGAGCAUAACGAGCAAAAGCGCAGUGUUGCUUCUACCUUGGAUAUUGAUGCUAUAGCUGUGGACGCUUCAUAUGACGGACCCAGAAUCAAUGAGGAAACCAAAAAGGUUGAUCUGCCAUUUGUGAAAUCAUUGGUACAACAUUUCAAAGAUCAGAAAAAGAUUCACAAGAAAUAUGCGUUUAUGAUUGUACUGGCUAUUCGUGAAUUUAUGAUGGAGGCGCCAUCUCUUAUUGAUGUCAAGAUCCCAGCAGACGGUAAACUCACAGUGUGUGGUGAUGUGCAUGGUCAAUUUUACGAUUUUAUCAACAUUUUCGAGACAAAUGGCUAUCCAUCUGAAAAGCACGCCUAUCUGUUCAACGGUGAUUUUGUGGAUCGUGGCUCCUUCUCUGUAGAAGUCAUCUUGACCUUGUUUGCUUACAAGUGUCUCUAUCCCAACCAUCUCUUCCUGGCUCGUGGAAACCAUGAAACGGACAAUAUGAACAAGGUGUAUGGCUUUGAGGGAGAAGUCAAGGCUAAAUUCAGUGAAAUGAUGUUCAACUUGUUCUCAGAGACAUUCAAUGCACUGCCUUUAUCACACGUCAUUGAAAACAAGAUUUUCGUUACACAUGGUGGUUUGUUUAGUCGCGACAAUGUUACUUUGGAUGAGAUUAGAAAGAUUGAUCGUAUUGGUCAAGGCCAGCCUGGUAGUGAUGGACUCAUGUGCGAGCUCUUGUGGUCUGAUCCUCAGCCUGAGCUUGGUAGAUCACCCAGUAAACGUGGUGUAGGUAUUCAAUUUGGUCCCGAUGUCACCAAGAACUUUUUGGAAACCAAUGAUCUCGAGAUGGUGAUCCGUAGUCAUGAAGUCAAGGAGGAGGGUUAUGUUAUUGAGCAUGAUGGCAAGUGUGUCACUGUGUUCUCUGCUCCCAAUUACUGCGAUACUGUUGGAAAUAAGGGCGCUUUGAUUAAUAUUACACCUGAUUUGAAGAAGGAAUACAUUACAUUCUCGGCUGUUCCUCAUCCUUCUGUCAGACCUAUGCAAUAUGCCAGUCAAUUCAGCGGACUUUUGGGAAUGUAG